UGGCACCCGCAUCGGACUUCUCCGUCAGACCGGCUACGUCAAAACUCAAAGCACAUGGCCGACUGCAUGUAAACAUAGGAAAGUUCGUCUUGGACGGUGCACGAUUUGAUGUUGAUCAUUUUGUUUGCACGACUUUAUUUUGUGUAUACGCCUCUGAUAUGUGAUGAAGGUUACACGUAUAUGUUCGUGAUUCCCCAGCGAUAAACGUACUUUGGACCGGGAGGUUUUCAUCGUUUUGUUUACGUAUGCAAAUAGUAUUGUUGAAGUGAACUACACUUGUUUACAAGACGGUUUCUGGAUAAUAUGACUUAAACGCAACUUGUCAACCUUUCUGGGCAGAAGGUGGUCACCACAAAACACUUUGAUGCUUCAGACCACAGAAAGUCGGCAUGCUGAACGACAAAGACGCUCGUCGCGCGCAGCUUGCUGCAAUGCUUCCACUUCCGGCACGCUUGCCUGAUGGUCGUCAGGUAAUGGUCAGCUUUAUGACCGGAUGUCAACUAACGGAAACUUACAAUAUUAUCCGAACAUGCGCAGAACAAAGCGAUGGCUUCGGAUUAGAUGAGUUCAGAAAUGAAGAUGAGUUUAGAAGUGAGGUAGGAUCUUCAGACUGUUUUGCAAUUGUCGGUAAAGAAUCGGGGGAAAUGCUAGCAGCAUUUAUUUUGACUGUAAGUAAAUUCUACAGAGGGUCAAGUGGUGCCGUUGACCCAUACAUUCUUGUUCAUCCAUCAGAACGCCGGAAAGGUAUAGGACUGUUCUGCCUCAGGACAAUAGUUGGGUUUUCACAAAGACUUGGAUUUGAUGCCAUGUAUAUAGACACUUUCUGCAACAACGGAGCGAUGAUGAAGAUAUUGGACACAGUGGGUGGAUUUACGCGUGUGGGUUACCUCCCCUUAGGUGGAAAGCUGAGGAACGGAAUGACGGUUGGGUCAUAUAUAUACUAUAGAUCUUUACUGAACAACUGUGGCGGAGAGUGGGGUCAGGUCGUAGACAAUAACAACGGCGAGUGACCCCCAGGUCUCAUCAUGCUAAGUGUAAAUAACAUGUUAAAUGUAAGGGAAACAAUCGCGUUAAAUACAUUAUCAACAUUUGAACUUAUUGUUAUGGAUUUUACUAAAUGGGAAAGUUAUUUGUACUGUAGAAUUUGUACUGGAAGAAACUGAAUGCCAGAAAAAUGCUCACUGGUUUUGUUAUCAAGGGAGAUAACUCCAGUGAAGAAAUGCAACACAAUUAUGUGCGUUACUCUAAGCAUGAACUUAAGUCUGGGCUGUAAAUUGGUGGUAGUUGAUUAAAUCUUAUAUGUAUGAUUAA
This is a messenger RNA of Pecten maximus, 1311 nucleotides long. RefSeq lists its product as uncharacterized. The record is from RefSeq and is a predicted model, not a curated record. The coding region runs from base 390 to 1010 and encodes 206 amino acids. Gene Ontology annotation, molecular function: acyltransferase activity, transferring groups other than amino-acyl groups. The transcript is spliced from 2 exons. Lineage: Eukaryota; Metazoa; Mollusca; Bivalvia; Pectinida; Pectinidae.